UGUUUAUGUAUGUGGGGUGAGAUCUUGUGAACAUUAGUUGCAUAAAGAUGCUUAGAAACAUAGGCUCUGACCCAGCCUGCAGCCUGUUGUGCACAAAAUAACAGAAUCAGAGGAUGUCUUCUACAGGGAGCUCAGGCCUGUCCUCACCUGGAAGCAAUUCUGUGCCCUGAUCUUCUGAUGCUUCAGCUGAAAUGGCUGUGCUCUUGCCAUCAGCUCUUCCACUCCUGUGACACUGCACCCAUGCAUUCCACUCCAAAGGGAGGAACCAGCUGAUGGAACAAGGCUGUGUUCCCAUUUAGUCUGUUCCACAUAUGUCUGCAGCUUUUGCAGCCACAACCAAGAGAGACUUCAUAAUCUGUCACAUACAAGGACUUUGGCACUGCCUAGUGAUCCUUCUGCCCCACAGUGCCAGGUCAUAUGGAAUCCCUUUGCUCAAAGCCACAGCCUCCCUUCAAAUGGAAUUCAAUCAAAACAGUGUUGGCAAGUUCUCUGUUGUGCUCUGGAUUUCUGGGCUCAGGAUGCACAUGGGCACUGCACAGGGCAUGGGCAGGGCCCAGACUGAGUCAUAGAUAUGCUUUCUGGUUUUUGGCUUUUUUCCUGGUGAUUCUUGGUUCUCUUUUGCAGGCUGUGCUCAAUGGGUUUAGCCCUUUCCUAAGAAAUGCCAAAUAUACCUGCCCAGGUAUGUAUUUUCAAACGCACACACACUGUCUCUGCACAAACAAGAGAUGGAAGGCCAUGUAGGACCUGUGAAACUGCCUGAGGCUGUGCAAAGGGAGAUUGUGUGAGCUGCACUGAUGUUCCCCUUCAUUUGUUUUCCUUUGCCUCAAUGAGUUUGUGUUGCAAUGAGCAUCUUGUGAAAUAUCCCGGCAGGGAAAUGAUGAAAAUUCCUCAAUCUCCAUGUGCUCUGGGGUACACCCAGGAUAUGGGGUUUUCAGCACAUCACAUCAGAGCCUGUGACAGGCCCUCACCAGUGUGGGAGGUGGCCUGUGCAGGAGGAAGGCUGUUUGUGGCCACACUGGUAACGGAGACCCUUGGAGAAGAGUGAUUCUCUUGUAGAGAUGAUGGAUCACCAAAGCAGAGUCAGUCCUGGAACUGCAGGUAACCAACCCCCAAACCUUCCUUCCUUUCUGUCCUCCUGCCAAAGGAGAUGGGGGAAAGACAGGGCUGGGAUGGAUCUUGGCCAUGGUGUGGUCGCCGGCCUCCUGCCAGAGGAUGGGGCUUAGGACAAGAGGAAAGCAACAGAUGAGGGAAGUGGGCAGUGCCCAGGCUGGCAGAAUGAGCUUCUUCCUAGAGCCAAGGGGAAUGGAAGUGCAGGCAGACUGUGCCCUGCUCUUCCCUUCAGUGGUUUGUCACUACACAGUGGGGCUGAGGGGUGCCAUCCUUCUGUGAUUCCACCGGUAAAGCUCUCCGCGUCACGCCGAGCACAAGUCCCUGCUCCCAUCUCUGGUGUCUUGAAGGACAGCCCAGCCAGAGCUCUCCCAAGAGCUCCCAAGUGCCUUUUCCCCCUGUGGAAGCAAUCCCUUCUGAGUGUCUGGCUGUGCACACCCUGAGCUGGGCAGUCACUCCUUUGGGGGACCGUGCCAUUGCAGAAAGGGGCUCACGGGAUGCAGGCAACAUACAGCUAGUGAGAGAAAGAAGCUCUAAAGAGAGAGGAAGAGGAGGGAGGUCUAGAAAGAGCAUUCAGGACAGACAGGGGUACUGGAAGGUGUUAUAAAUGAAAUACAGCCAAAUUUAUUAAUAAUAAAUUUAUUAUAAACUUUUGAAAAAUUUGUCAAAAAGGAACAACCACAAUCACAGUUAAGGUUAAAGCUUCGCGCCCGGGAUCAACAGUGGGUGAACUUUGAAUCAGUCUUUACUGUCCUGACUCCCCUAAGUUCAUCAUCAGUCUUCUGUAGGAGUGGGUUUUUAUACUGUUUCUAUAGCCUGAGGCUGCACAGUUUUUCCUCUCCGAGUCUGUUGCAUAUUCAUAUUUAUUGUAAGUCUGUUAACUAGAUUUCUGAGAAGGGAGGAAAGGGUUGAGUGGCUUUACAGGAACUGAGUUUUUCAGAUGCAUGGUCAGGGAGAAUCAGAUCAGUCUGACAUCAGGUGCAAAUGAUUGUGUCAUUAGUAUGCUGAUUUUGCCUGGGUGGGCCUUGAUUUCCCUGGUGCAACCCUGUGUUUUUUAGCGGAUUGUCUUUUCCUCUGGCUCCGAGCUGUCGCUGCUGCAACCCUUGCUUACUCAGUAUAUGUAACCAAUUUUUAUUUACGUAUAUACACAUAGAAAAAAUUACACAUUUAUAUAUCACAGAAGGCAACAAUGAAGAUGUGUUGAGGAGAAAGGAGGUCUGACAGGACAAAGAGGGAGUGAGGAUUGGGAAGAAUACAGACGUGUCUUGUAAGAAACAGGGAAAUAAGAAAACAGCCUCAGGGCAGCUCCUGUGUUACUGUACUCUGUGGCUCUGAGCCACUGCUAGUGACAGGCAGCAGGACCUGCUUCCAACACCUGUGGGGCUCCCCAGUCCUUGGAACAAGGGACCAGUAGGCUAUUGGGGUAUGGAGCCACCUGGGUCAUGCUGCCCCCAGCUCUGGGUUCGGACAUGCUCACUCUUGCUUUGUGUUUUUCAGCCCCAGCAGAAGACAGAAGCUGCUCCUGGCUGAACAUCUGGGUCUUCCUUACCUUUGCCCUUGCAAUCAAAGCUGCCUUUGUGACCAUCUGCUUUGUGGUUCCCUUCUGCCACAGCACUGACCAGCCCACAGCCCUGCAGCAGCAGUUCUCGGAGUGGAAGUGCGACUCGGCAGUGCCACAAGGCACAGCACGAGGUUGGACGUGCUGCCCAAAUGGCUGGAAAAGGUUCCAAAGAAGCUGCUAUUUCCUGUCCCUUGACACAAUGAGCUGGACUGAGAGUGAGCAGAACUGCACUGGGAUGGGCUCCCAGCUGGUGGUAAUCAACAGCAAGGAAGAGCAGGUUUUUCUCUCUGAGCAGAUAAGACAAUCUAAAGAACCGAAACCAGACAAUUUCUACAUUGGUCUGUUUGCAGAGAACGUGGGCAAGUGGCAGUGGGUGGACAAGACUCCAUACAAUGUGACAGCAGCGUUCUGGCGAAAAGGUGAACCAAGUGAUACCCUUGAUGAGAAGUGCGUUAUAAUCCAUAGGGAUACAGAACUACCCAACAACUGGAAUGACGUCAGAUGUUUGAAGUAUCAUCGAAUUUGUGAAGCUGCAGCAGUAACUCUGUGAUGGAAGUACCCCUGUCCUUAGUAAAGCUGGGAGCUGAGCAGUGAGCUGGGAACAGCGCUGGCUGUGCAGGGAGGGGUGGGGAGCCCUGAUACAUCUUCACUGUGUGGGGUGGGACCAUGGGUGUGAAAGUGAAAUGAGCUUUGUCCAGCAUCCCCCAUGCAUGGGGUGGCUCAGGAAACACAGGAAGGCUCAGGCUCACUGAAGCUGGUGCUGUGUUCUUGUGUCCUCUCUGAGUGGGUCCAGAAGCCUCUGGCUGAAAAGAGAUGGACUUCUCCAGGAGGAAGACACAGGAAUGGAAGGCAGAUAUCCUGGAACAUAUCCUGGAAGGACAGAGAUUCUAUGUCCUUCAUCAACUUGAGCAGAGCUGUUUGCUUUUUGUUGAGUCACACACAAAAUGUCCUCUAGCUGUACUGGUUUUGCUGAGCAAAUUCAGAAAAUCUUAGACAAGAGAAAAUACAAUAUCACACCAGUGAAAAAAGGCCCUGUGCUCUGUGUCCAUAUCUCUUUUCUUUUCCAUCUCUAAACUGUGGGGGUGUAAUCCAUGAAUAAUUGAAUGGUUUUGGGUUGGAAGGGACUUUAAAGGAUAGUCUAGUUUCAAGCCCCCCAGGUCAUAGCCAGGGACUCCUUCCACUAGACCAGAUUGCUCAUAUCCCCAUUUAGCCAGGCCUUGAACAUUUCAGGGAUGGGACACGGCUCCUAUGGACAACAGGUGCCUCACCUACCUCAUAGUAAUGCAUGCAUUCCUAAUAUUUAAUCAAAACCUGCCGUCUGUCAGUUUAAAGCCACUAUCCUUUGUCUUAUCUCUGCAGUCUUGUGCAAGAAGUCCCUCUCA
Molecule: messenger RNA, 4050 nt
Organism: Poecile atricapillus (Black-capped chickadee)
Lineage: Eukaryota; Metazoa; Chordata; Aves; Passeriformes; Paridae
Product: C-type lectin domain family 4 member E-like
Exons: 5
Coding region: 2550-3218 (222 amino acids)
Source: RefSeq, a predicted model, not a curated record